CGCAAAGUACCGAAAGUGUUUUCGCCAUCUGAUCCAUUUUCUCCUGCCCAACUGAUUCCAGAGUCCAUCCAGGGAGGCGAAAAUUUCGACGGGGAAGUAGAAAGCCCUGACCCGCGUAAGAUCGGUUGGCAGAGGCACUAGUGAGCAACUGAACUUUGUCAUAAGGCGCCGCAUCCAGUUCCCGCUUUCAGGUUCUCUCUCACUCUGACACUAACAAAACUGAGAAUCUCUCUCAACCCUCAACAUCCCACAUACCCACAUACCUACAUCACCCCCAUCUCCCAUCAGAUUCGCUUGUUCUCCGUCCUUAGAACUCCUUUAACACUCUCCAAACAUAUCGAAAGCCAAGCCAGGCUUAUUCCUGCAUCAUGUCGGAACCCAUCAGAAACAAGAAGCUCGAUACCAUGAGUACCGCUCCCACUCCUCAAAAUACUCCCGCCAACGCGGCACCGAUAUCUUCAAGGGCUCAAGAGCCGGGUGUUUCCACCAUCGAUGAAGAGGAACUUGACCGAGUCGCCGCCCUUUCCACCCUUUCAAAAGACCCGCGCAUCCUCGCCGCCAUCCAAGGACGGCUGAACCACCUGGUCGGUCAGCCCUCUGGAUACGUGGAGAAGCUGCCGCUGGUGGUUCGACGACGACUUGCUGGCCUCAAGGCCGUGCAAAAGGAGCACUCGAAGCUCGAAGCCGAGUUCCAGGAAGAAGUCUUGGCGCUCGAGAAGAAGUACUUCGCCAAGUUCACCCCGCUGUACCAGAAGCGAGCGAAGGUCGUCAACGGCGAGGUGGAGCCGACCGAGGAUGAGAUCACGACCGGAGAGGAACAGCUGAAGGAAGGCGGGAUCGGCGAGCCGUCCGAAGAGGCGGACCAGGCCACCGAUGUCAAGGGCAUUCCCGAGUUCUGGCUGUCCGCCAUGAAGAGCAACAUCUCGCUGGCCGAUUUGAUCACAGACCGGGACGAGCAGGCCCUGAAGAAUCUGACCGACGUCCGCAUGGAAUACCUUGACCGUCCCGGGUUCCGCCUGAUCUUCGAGUUCCAGGAGAACGAGUUCUUCACCAACAAGACGAUCACCAAGUCCUACUUCUACCAGGAAGAGAACGGAUACGGUGGCGAUUUCAUCUACGAUCAUGCUGAAGGCGACAAGAUUGACUGGAAAGCGGGCAAGGACCUCACCGUCCAAGUAGAGAGCAAGAAGCAGCGCAACAAGACCACCAAGCAAACCCGCAUCGUGAAGCGCACCGUCCCCACGGAAUCGUUCUUCAACUUCUUCAGCCCCCCGGAGGCACCGUCAGACGACGACGAGCGCGAUCCCGACGACGACAUCGAGGAUCGUCUCGAGCUCGACUACCAGCUCGGCGAAGACAUCAAGGAGAAGCUCAUCCCCCGCGCCAUCGACUGGUUCACCGGCGAAGCGUUGCGAUACGAGCAGUUCGAGGAUCUGGAUGAGGACGAGUUCGACGACUUCGACGAGGAGGAGGAAGACGAUCUCAGCGAUGACCGCGACGAUGACGAGGAAUCCGAUGAUGGCGAGGAGGGCGGUAAGCCCAAGCAAGAGGCCGCGGAGUGCAAACAAAGCUAAGCGUCGGUAGUCCCGGUCAAAUGAUCCAACAUCAAAUGACGCCGGUGAGGCUUUACCCGCGGAAGCGCCCAGCUACCGUUAAUCGCCAUCCUGC
Eremomyces bilateralis CBS 781.70 is the source of this 1668-nucleotide messenger RNA. Its product is annotated as NAP-domain-containing protein. Gene Ontology annotation, biological process: nucleosome assembly. NCBI's taxonomy places the organism in Eukaryota, Fungi, Ascomycota, Dothideomycetes, Eremomycetales, Eremomycetaceae. Bases 369 to 1574 code for a protein of 401 amino acids. The record is from RefSeq and is a predicted model, not a curated record. Gene Ontology annotation, molecular function: chromatin binding; histone binding. Gene Ontology annotation, cellular component: nucleus; chromatin. The transcript has 5 exons.